UUAACUCACCAUCGGUGAACGGUGUCGGUCUAGCGUCAACGGACACUUUUGGAAUUGUCGAUUGUGAGAUAGUCCCGGCAAAUGGGGACUUAUCUUGCACAUUUUCGUUUGAAGCGUAUGUGCUUCCUAAGAUCUGCCCUGAUAUGCCAUUGGAGCCACUUAAUGUGUCGUCCUGGAUGCAUCUAAAGGAUUUAGAUCUCGCUGAUCCAUAUUUUCAUAAGUCUGGACCAAUAGACAUGUUGGUUAGUGUCAACCUUUUUGCUGCGGCAUUACAGUCUGGUGUUGUCAAGGGCAACCCAGAUGAGCCCAUAGCCGUCCGCACGGUGUUUGGCUGGUUGGUGAUGGGUGAGUGCCCUAGAGACAUUAACACUUCUCGUUCUCGUUGUUCUAAGGGGUCCGGAGGUGAUAUGGAGAGGUGUUUUCUCGUGUCGAGUCUUUCAUUAGACAACAGCAUCAAGCGCUUCUGGGAGUUGGAAGGCUUUGAUCUGCCUAAAAAUAUCGUUUUGUCGAAAUCGGAAUUGUCGUGUGAAAACCAAAUGGAAAAUUCAUAUUGUCGCAGUCCCGGGGGAAGGAUGGUAGUACCAUUAACUUAUGUCGACCCUCAGGACAAACCAAGGUUUUCAAAUUCUCGUGAGAUAGCUCUCAAGCGUCUCUUAAAUUUAGAGAGGAAAUUUAAAUUAAAUCCUCAAUUUCGGACAGCUUAUGUCAAUUUCAUGGACGACUACUUAAGUUGUGGUCACAUGGAAGAGGUUGGUCCUCCAGUGGCGUCUGAGGGUCAGUUCUAUUACAUACCUCACCAUGGAAUUUUGCGGCCAGACUCCGUCACUACGCCUCUGCGUUGCGUUUUUGACGCUAGCGCCCGAGACUCUUCGGGGCAGUCCUUGAAUAGUGCGCUGCUGCCCGGCCCAAAAUUGCAAAAUAAUAUAUUUGAUUUGCUGGUUCGUUUUCGAUGGCAUGCAGUAGUGUUCACCGGGGACAUCAAGCAGAUGUACCGGCAGUUUCUUGUCGCUUUACAGGACUGCGACUAUCAACGCAUUUUAUGGCGUCCAUCAUCUGAUGAGCCUGUGAAAGAUUAUCGUUUGCUCACAGUGACCUAUGGCGUGUCCUGUGCUCCCUAUCAGGCGCUUUGGUGUAUAUCCAAGCUAGCAAAGGAGUUUUCGUCUCGCUCUCCCCAAGGUGCUGCAGUAUUGGCUAGGGAUGCAUAUGUCGAUGACAUUGUCUCAGGUGCAGACUCUGUUGAGGAUGCGUUAGUGCUACGCCAACAGUUGGUGGAAAUAUUAUCGUCUGCGCAACUUCAUUUGCGCAAAUGGACAUCAAAUAACCCCGAGUUUCUAAAAGGUUUACCUGGUUCAGAACUAUAUUCGGAACAACUUCACAACUUUGAAAACGUUCAUGAUCUGUCGCUAAAAACUCACGGCGUCUAAUAUGUCUAUGAUCGAUGACAUAUUAAAUCGAUUUUCGUCCCUACAACGCAUAUUGCGCAUUCUUGCCUAUUGUUUUAGGUUCAUGCACAACUUACAAAUGUCAUCUUCGAGAUAUACAGAUUUGAAUCUGUCACCAGAAGAAAUUUCUAAGGUUCUUCUUUUUCUAGUAAAGCAUGUUCAGGAGCAAGCCUUUGCUUCGGAAUUGCAUUGUUUAUCGAAAGAUAAAGCCACUCACUCCCUAUCGAAACCCAUGCGGAAAUUGGCGCCGUUUCUGGACGACCGUGAAUUGCUAAGGGUGGGCGGUCGCCUUUCUAAAGGAGACCUGUCGUUCGAUGUGAAACAUCCACUACUAUUGCCUCGCGAUCAUAGGUUGACCACGCUGAUCAUAGAGGAUUAUCAUUACCGUUUUAUGCACCCUGGAUUGCAAACAUUGCAAAACUUAUUAGCCCAAGAAUUCUGGGUUCUAUCGGCAAAAAGGGCUAUAAACUCUGUUGUUUCAUCCUGCAUGAAAUGUUUUCGGGCUCGUCUUACUUUGGAACCGCUCACCAUAUUACCUGAAAGCAAUAUGGUUGAUGCAAAAUUAGGUCCACUUCAGAGAUGGAAAUUGCUCCAAAAGAUCCAUCAAGAUUUCUGGCGCAAGUGGCACGUCGAAUACCUGCACACCUUGCAGCAACGCCACAAGUGGUUCGAUGACCAGAAAAACAUCAUCGUCGGGACGCUCGUGCUCAUUGUCAAUGAGCAAUGUAGCCCCAUGAAGUGGAAGAUUGGCCGGGUGGUACAACUCCAUCCAGGGAGCGAUGGGAUCUGUCGAGUAGUCACGGUCCGCACAGAAUCGGGCGAACUUAAACGCCCAGUAGUUAAACUGUGUCCACUGCCUCUACAAAAUUAAAUUAUCUAAUAAUUCACUAUCGUAUCGUAUCAUUGUAAGCACUAACUUUAUCGUAGAUUUAGAUUAAAUUUCAUAUUUAAACGUAUGUAAACUUAAACUAGGGAAUUAACCCAAGCCAUAUUGUUCCUUUUUUUCUUAUCCUUAGCAUACAGUACUUGUGGAAAAUACGUUGCAUUUUGGCGGGCGGAAAAUGUUAAGGAUUGUAGCUUAAAAAUAUAUUAAAAAUAAUUUCGCCUGGCAACAUUAUGCAAAAAAGUAAAAAAAAAAUAUAACCGUCGAUUCACUUUUUUUUUUCCCAUGUCGUCUCGAGGAGCAUGUCGCGCUAACCUUUUCGAAAUUAAAGUAAAAUAUAAUAUACUCGUGAAAAUUCGUGUGUGAGUUUGUGGAAGGCUGAUCGAUUGAAGAAGCACGUCGCCUGUUCCAUUUUCGGUGUCUGAGCUGGUUAAGGUAACUCGGAUUCAAGGUAAGUCUGGACAAGCCGAGAUUCGAGGAGCCUGGCCAGCCACCGCCGACUGCUGCAUCGUCGCCUACAGCCGAACAAGGUGAGUGCUUCCCACAAUUGACCCAGCCUAUCUUAAAUUCCCUAAUUUCUUGUCGUGUCGUUCGUGUCGUUAAGCUAUAAAAUUAAUCGAAUACAGUCCACAUAUAUAAUUUAAAGAUAUCGAAGUAAAAUAAUCC
Messenger RNA from Leguminivora glycinivorella, 2991 nucleotides. RefSeq lists its product as uncharacterized. The transcript is spliced from 2 exons. The coding region runs from base 144 to 1424 and encodes 426 amino acids. The record is from RefSeq and is a predicted model, not a curated record. NCBI's taxonomy places the organism in Eukaryota, Metazoa, Arthropoda, Insecta, Lepidoptera, Tortricidae.